Messenger RNA from Cervus elaphus (red deer), 581 nucleotides. Its product is annotated as X antigen family member 5-like. The record is from RefSeq and is a predicted model, not a curated record. Bases 16 to 435 code for a protein of 139 amino acids. NCBI's taxonomy places the organism in Eukaryota, Metazoa, Chordata, Mammalia, Artiodactyla, Cervidae. The transcript is spliced from 5 exons.
AUAGCUCUUGUUCUGAUGGCAGGAGAGUUAGGGCAGUGGUCGGUGGAGGUGUGGGAGUCAGACAAAGUGGGAAAUAUGAGUCGGAGAAUAAAGUCAACAUACAGGCCUAAAGGAAGAGGUUUUGGUCGUGGAUAUCCCAGGGCACUUAUCGAGGUUGAGGAACCUGAAGAGGAGCCAACAAUUGCAAGUAAGAACAUUCCACCUCGUCCAGAGAGAAAGAAUGAAGGAGCAUCUGCAUUUCCAGGGCCUGCCCUGGAGGCUGAUCAACAGGAACUGGCUGAGCCUGAGCCGAAGACCGGUGGUGAGCAUGGAGGUGGUCCUGAGCCGAAGACCGGUGGUGAGCAUGGAGAUGGUCCUGAUGUUGAGGGGAAGGUACUGCCAGAUCCAGAGCCCAUGAAAAUGCCAGAAGCAGGUGAAGGGCAACCACAGAUUUGAAUGAAGACAAACUGUAACCACGCAGGCUGUUCUUGAGACGGAAAUGUGGCUGUUAAAAUUCUCGCAGUAUUGCGUCUGAAACUACUAUAACAUUGACUUAAAGUUUGAAACAAAAAAUUCAAUAAAGUUUUGCAGUUUUGUCCAAA